AUGGGAAUGCACUGUGCCAUGCUCCCAGGGGCACUGGGAGACAGAGAAUUCUGGAUGCGGCCAGGCCUGGGCAGGAAGGGGAUAAAAGCCACUGGCUCCAACCAGCCGGGCAGGACAGCUCCAGCACUAGAGAGGACUCAGCCUCAGCACCCCAAGCCAGCCACAGAAGCAGAGAUGCUGUGCCGCCUGCACCUUCAGCCACCUUCCCACAGAGCCCCAGCUCCCUCCGUGGGCCCUCUGCGCACAUUGUGGCCUCAACCUAACACAGUCUUUUCGGACUUGGAGCGGCAGCUGCAGUGGAAGAUGGAUUGGGCCCAAGAGCUUAUGAGCAGUGUCCAGCAGCUCCUGCUAGGUGAAGGGAACAGCAGCUCCAGCACAGAGCGAGAGCAGAGUGCCAGUGGGACCAUGCCCCAGGGAGCGGAUGGGGCCUUCACUGUGUGCCAGGAUGUCAAGGACUUUGCCCCAGGGGAGCUAACGGUGAAGCUGGUGGGCAGGAAGGUGCUGCUGACAGGCAAGAAGGCAACGCAGAGCAAGGACAGCAAAGGUUCCUUCUCCUACAAGUACGAGGUGUUCAAGCGGGAGUGGGACAUGCCCAAGGGCGUAGACCCCAACAGCCUAACCUGCUCCGUCUCCAGCGAGGGCCAGCUGCGCAUCAAAGCCCCGUGCCAAGGGCAGAGAGCAACCCCUGAGAGGAAUGUGCCCAUCCACAUCACCCCUGCAGGAAGCCCAGAGGCUGAGGCCGUGGCAGGCUGCAAGGAAGGGACCAAUGACAGAGCCAGGGCAUAGUGGGGAACAA
Messenger RNA from Alligator mississippiensis (American alligator), 796 nucleotides. RefSeq names its product heat shock protein beta-11. Bases 1 to 786 code for a protein of 261 amino acids. Gene Ontology annotation, biological process: response to heat; protein refolding. NCBI's taxonomy places the organism in Eukaryota, Metazoa, Chordata, Crocodylia, Alligatoridae. Gene Ontology annotation, molecular function: protein folding chaperone. The record is from RefSeq and is a predicted model, not a curated record. The transcript has a single exon.